Messenger RNA from Clonostachys byssicola, 2676 nucleotides. NCBI's taxonomy places the organism in Eukaryota, Fungi, Ascomycota, Sordariomycetes, Hypocreales, Bionectriaceae. The record is from the annotation of a GenBank genome assembly.
AUGGAGGAUACGAGUGACACCGGCAUCGAAAAUGUUCCCUGCCAUCAAUGCGCAGACAUCGAUUUGGACACAAUCUUUAGGGGUGGCUAUAAGAUGCCACACAAGAUUAUGGAUCUUGGCCCGGUACCUAGAGACCAGCUGAGAAGCCCAUGUCCUCUAUGUCGCUUGGUAGCUGGAGCAAUAUACAGCCCGUUCGGUAACCCGGAACUGGCAUCUUUUCACGAAACAUGCGGGUUUUGCACACCAUCUCGAGAACGUGGAGUGCCCGAGCCAGGCUGUUACCAGUUGGUAGCAGAGAUUGUCAAACCAGAGACACAAAGAGACAGCAUGGGCCAUGGGAAAAUGGCCAAAUACAAGGACACAUACUUGGUCACUAACCCAGUACAACAAGAGGCAAAAUUCUCCAAGCUGGAGCCCCAACUUGGCCCCCUAUCACUGGAUGGACCCAAAUUGGCUCCAGGUGAGUUUGUCGCUCUCAAGGUUCUCAAGGCUGAUAACUCCGACUCUGGAUUUAUUGCCUAUUACGGCAGCAUCUACCCGGCAUUUGACUUGGCUGAAGCUAUGGCCCCAGCUCGAUCAUUGUCUGCCUCUUCAUUGGAUUGGGAUCUCCUGCGCUCCUAUCUGAGAGAUUGCCACGACCACCACAAUGGAUGCUCAUCUCCGGUGCCUCAACUCCAGAUCCGCGGCUUCCGCCUCAUAGACUGCCAUACGAGGCGGCUAGUUCCUGCACCCCAAGGAGCCGAGUAUGCGGCGUUAAGUUAUGUCUGGGGAGCGCCCGAAAAGAAUACUCACAUGGAGGUCCCAGAGCUCGGGGAGGAACUUCAAAUUAACCAGGUUCCUUUGGUCAUAGAGGACGCUAUGGAAACUGUAAGAGAGUUGGGAUACCGCUAUCUCUGGGUUGACAGGUUCUGUAUCCAGCAGAGCGACUCCAAGUCUCUGAGAGACCACCUUGUGAAUAUGCAUUCGAUCUAUCAAGGAGCGUCAUUGACGAUCGUUGCGGCUGCAGGGUCAGACUCGUCGUUUGGCUUACCUGGUGUUUCGUCAAGAGAGCGUGAGCCGCAAGCAGAAGCUACUAUCAACGGUCGCCUUUUGGUAUCUUCUGUGGAGUCGUUCCCAGGGAUCUUGAGCUGCAAGUGGAAAUCCCGGGCUUGGACAUAUCAAGAAGAAUUCUUUUCAAACCGCCAGCUUAUUUUUACGUCUCAUCAAGUUUCGUUCCACUGCCUACAGAGCGAGCAUUGCGAGAUUUAUACUUCGCCCGCAAUCAUAUCUCCCGGAGUGUUGAAUCGGACAGGGAAGCGGACUUGUUCGAUCUGGGAACAUAUUGAGCAGUAUUCGAAGCGGGAUUUGACGUAUGAUUCCGACUCUCUCAAUGGCCUAAGGGCUACGAUUAAUUCCUUCACUGAAUCGGCCGAGGAGCCAGUCGGUAGCCUCUGGGGCAUUCUAUUCUCCGAGACGAUUGCCGUAUUGGACCACGACCAUCCUUCCGGGAGAGCCGGCACGUUGGGCAUGACGGGAAUGCUAUCCAGAGCAAGGUUUGCCUCGCCCUCGGCUGUUUUCGGGUACAGUCUCGCCUGGAAGUUUCUUCCGCAAGAGCACCAAAUUCUACGCCGACGGGCCGAGUUUCCAACAUGGUCCUGGACAAACUGUGUCGGCCAGGUUGUACAUUCCCGGCUCCCCUGGCUGACCCCUAAUCAACCGGUCAUGCCUGACCCCGAGUUAGAUGUUGCUGUGUUAGGCCCCGAUGGCUGCCGCAUGCCGAUAUCUACGUGCUUUGACGGCUCUCUGGAGCCUUCACGUUAUUUGGAUAUGAAGGUGUGGUCUGUUCGCGACGCCCUCACUUUCAAUCUUGCCGAGGGUACAGCUUUACUGGAUCUAGGGGAUACAGAUAACGAGCUCAAGGGCUUCAUCCAAUUCGAUUCGAUACCGACCAGCGACCAUGGAGACAAAUUCGAGAUCCUAUCAGAGACCCAAAACAGCCAAAAGCGUUGGGAGGCUGUUAUUACUUACGUGGCUCCUGGCGUUGGCGGAUCCAAUAUCCCGUUCGUAUUGAUCUUGGCGAUCGUCAAGGACGCCCAGUAUCCGGAUAGGACGGUGUACGAGAGGAUUGGAUGCAUUCCGAGCCUGCAGCUUAUUUGGAAGCCCAAAGCAACGAGACGUGCUGCUCGGGCACUGGGCAAGAAACGUCAGAGCCCAAGGCCGACCAUGAGGUGGGCCGCGGAAAUAAUCGAAGAGCAAGAGAGAAAGAAUAUCAAGGACGCAAAGUGGAUCGACGACAGGAAAGCGGAAUGGCUACAACAAAGAGAGGCUCAACCAGAGACUCGAUCAGUGGUUGAUCUCACCAAGGGAGGCACUGGUGAGGUCGACCACAGUGAAGAGGCUGCUUCCGCAAAAGGCAUGCUCACGGGGCUUGGAGAAUGCGAACAGCGCACCGUGUCUGAGGAGGCCCAGCUGGUGAAUACGAUGAGCCAGAUCCAUAUGGGCGAGACUGACGAAAGACCUGCAUCUUCUAUUUCAGCCAAGGUCGGCGCGGACAACCCACCAACAGACCAUGACGAGGCAUCGAAGGCCGAAUCUAUCUUGAUAGAGACCGCCGUUGCGCACGAGACAUAUUCGGACGAGACGGAUGAAGGCGAUACCAGUGACUCCAGCUCGGAUGACUCGUAUGAUAUGGGCGAC